CCCUCCGCGUGCGCAGCUCUCCGCUGCCGCCGCCGCCGCCGCCUGUAACCUGCGCCGCCAGGAUGUGGCUGGGGGCUGACGUCGGGUCCAGAUGUGGCCCCGGCCCCGCCCACCCCCGGGGCCGGGCCGCCCACACCGAGCCGCGGCGCGCGCGGCGGCUGUCCCGCCUGCCACAAUGCGCGGCGAGGCUGCGGCCGCGACUUGGCGCGGUCGUCCCUAACGUCGCCACUCGGCAUCCUUAGGGCAGGCCUCCCCUGACGCCCCGCGGGGACCCAACUCGCCCGCGCCCCCCAUGCGCUCACUCUUCGGUGCCCAGCCAGGCGGGCGCCUCGCAGACGCGGAGCCGCGCGGGUGACGGCAGAGGCGGCUGCGCGCCCAGCCCAGCCCGCGGAGAGGGCGCGCCGCGCCCCCGCCCCCCGCCAGCUCUCCGGAGGCCGUGGGUGCGGAUGCGCCGCUGACGACUCGCAGCGACCAGCAGUGCCGCCCGCCCGCCGGCCGGAGCCCGCAGCAUGGCAGCCGCCGCCUAUGUGGACCACUUCGCCGCCGAGUGCCUCGUGUCCAUGUCGAGCCGAGCGGUUGUGCACGGGCCGCGGGAGGGGCCGCAGCCCGGACCCGAGGGCGCGGCCGCUGUCGCCGCCACGCUGCCCCGCGUCGAAGAGCGCCGCGACGGCAAGGACAGCGCCUCGCUCUUCGUAGUGGCGCGGAUCCUGGCGGACCUUAACCAACAAGCGCCAGCGCCCGCCCCCGCGGAGCGCAGAGAGGGCGCCGCGGCCCGGAAGGCGAGGACCCCCUGCCGCCUGCCGCCCGCGCCACCACCCGCCUCCGAGCCCACCUCCCCCGGCGCCGGUGGCGCGGCGGCCGCGCCCCUCAGCCCGGCGUGGAGCGAGCCCGAGCCCGAGCCCGAGGCGGGGCUGGAGCCGGAGCGAGAGCCGGGGCCCGCGGGGAGCGGCGAGCCCGGCCUCAGACAAAGGGGCCGGCGGGGUCGAAGUCGCGCCGACCUCGAGUCCCCGCAGAGAAAGCACAAGUGCCACUACGCGGGCUGCGAGAAAGUUUACGGGAAAUCCUCGCACCUCAAGGCGCACCUGAGAACUCACACAGGGGAGCGCCCCUUCGCCUGCAGCUGGCAGGACUGCAACAAGAAGUUCGCGCGCUCUGACGAGCUGGCGCGGCACUACCGCACGCACACGGGCGAGAAGAAGUUCAGCUGCCCCAUCUGCGACAAGCGCUUCAUGCGCAGCGACCACCUGACCAAGCACGCGCGCCGCCACGCCAACUUCCACCCAGGGAUGCUGCAGCGGCGCGGCGGGGGCUCGCGGACCGGCUCACUCAGCGACUACAGCCGCUCGGACGCCAGCAGCCCCACCAUCAGCCCGGCCAGCUCGCCCUGAGCGCCGGCGGCGGGGCGGGGUGGGGCGGGGCCCGCGGCAAGCCACGCCCUUCCUUGCCACGCCCACCCUAGGCCCCGCCCAGCCCCGCGGCCCCUCCUCCUUACCAUAGCCAUGAGCAGAUGCUCUCACUUCCUCCCGUGAUUCCGUGUCGUUUCCUUUUGUAAUCAGAAGAGAGAGAACUUUAUGAAGUCAAUGACAACAAAAAAAACGAUUUUCUUCACCUCAGGUGUCAAAUUUGUAAAAAAACAACGAAAAAAUUCCAAAAAACACCAUCCACGAUUGCACAAGAGACAUACCCACGAAGGUGAUUCAGCGGUGUUGAACCCCCCUUUCUCAGGGAUGGACAUGUUCCACGAGGUCAGUGAGGACACCCCCUUCCUGCCGCCUUACUCUGUACAUAGAUUUGCACUCUGGAAUUUCCUUUUAGGUUUGGGCACACACUGGGGGCAAGGCAGUGCAGGUGAAGCUCAGCGCAGGCGGCGGAUAGGCCGGUCGGUUAGUUUGGAGCCGUGGUCACCGACCUUGUGCUUUCAGGGCAGACCCCCUAAGCAGGGCCCGCGACUCCCUCUUCCUGCCCCCUGCCCAGCUUCAGCCUCGCCCCAGCUGGCAGUGGGCUCAGAAUGCAGACGGCUCAGAGGGACGCCUUAAGCCGUGAUGGGUAAGGGGAGGACUCCCCAGGGAGACUGUAGGGGUCCUCGCCUCCGGGACCCUGCCCAGGUCCCCCUCGGAGCGCCGGAAGCAGAGAUGCAAACCCGUGUUGGGCAGCCGGCCGCACCAUCUGAUGUCCACAUGGCCAGGGCCCCCGCCCGCUGCUGUGUCCCCACAGAAGGCCCCAGGACCUUCCACUAUUACACCACGUUCUUUGACUGGCCUCCUACAAGGGUGUCCGAAGGUGUCAUUGGUGCGUCCAGUUCCCACAUUCUCCCCGACCGGCCCUGCUCUUGGGAUGCCUUUGUUUGACACGAUGGGUAAAGCGGGGCCACCCGGCCAGACGCUCUGUGUGUGUGGCUUGCUGUGGCCGCGCUCGGCUCUUCACAGAGACUGUUCCGUAGCAAGAGACCGGAACAUUGUGACUUGGAACGUUGGGGGGUGGCGAGGGGGAUGUCAUGGGAAAUGCAGUCGGAGAACGUGCAUUCUCUUUCCUCCCUGGGGAACACCGGACGGAAGUUGUGGGAAACGCUUUUUUCAGACCCACCGUGUCCCCAGCUCAGAAUUAGCGAACCCUCAGCUUCUCCAUGAGCCCUGUGUCCCCUGGACUCCUCCCUUCCCCUCCUACCUGGGAGGCCCCGGCCUGUGGGGCAGUAGGGUGCAGGGCCCCACCGCCAGCCUUUCCGUGCUGACGGGGGCGGGCAGAGAGCCGGGGACGUCUCUCCCGGAGCUCUGACCUGGGCAGGUGGGUCAGGCCGGGCUCCAGCGCACUCCUCAGUGGAGAGCUGAAGCCACCACCUGCCCAGUCACCUCCCUUCCCUUCCUCCAGGGAGUCGGGGCCUGUAAAUACAAGUCCCCAGGACAGUGUGUGUGAGUGUGAGUGUGUGUGUGUGUGUGUGUGUGUGUGUGUGUGUGUGUGUUGGGGCAGGGAGUGUGGGUUUGGGAAGGACUUGGGGUAUCUUGCAGAGACCUCUGUUCAUUUCGAUGAGGAGGGAUGAUCCUUGGGACCUCAGAGGGCCAUAGAGGGGCUUCCCUGAGCCCAGAGUGCCUUGGUUGUGGUCAUUCUGCUUCCACCCCGAGCCGGUCGUGGCGAGGGAUGCAGCACAGAGGAACCCCGGAGACCCAGGCCCAGCUGGUGCUCGUAGCCCCUGGGCGGCUCCAGAGCAGAUGGGCACCCUCCGUCCCUAGCAGCCAGGGGCAGGCAGGCUGCUGUCUGCAGCGCUCUGGUUGCCAUCUCUAACUCUGCUGUGUGUCAGCUGGGAUCAGCCAGUGGUGUGGUGGUGGCUUCUGAGUAGCGUGGUAGCUCCUGAGCUGUGCGGGAGCGUUGCUCUUGCUAUGGGUGGGAACCAGGCGGGAAUGUCGUGGGGUGAGGGGGUGAGGGGGUGGCCCCACCCUGGCUCUCGUUGGGUUGUGUGACAGCCCUGCUCGCAUUUGGUCCAGGAGAGAGAACGGGACGUGCUGGCCACCUGGACGGAGCCGCGCCCUGAGCACCUGGGGUGAGAGCUCUUCACGCCCGGUUCCAAAGUGAGGCCCGGAAGGGCCCUCGGAGGUCCCUCCCAAAGUUGUUUCUGGGUGGGGCAGAGAACGCCACACUCCGAAUACACUUCAUGUCUCAGGAACUCACAUUCCAGGUUCAGGAAUUUUAUUCCAAAGUCCUUUGGUGUGCUCGCCCCGCACGGGUCCCUGAAGGCAGGGAGAAGCCACGUGCCCCGAGGGGCCGCGCUUCCUGUGACCUGCCCGCAGCAUCGCGGAGCAACAAGGGUUUCUGACCCCCCUGCUCUCUGCAUAUAGGAAGGGGGCAAAAGGACUCUAAACCCAGUCAUCGUGGAAUAAAAGAAGAGUGGUUUGUUUUAGAGGCGGGGUGGGAGGGUGGGGGAGGGAGAGCGGGCGUUUGCUGUUUCCAAAGAGAGCACUUAAUUUAAUGUUUUCUCUAAGUGACCCAGGGCUGUUCCGUCUGAUAGAUGGAAGGGUGACAUUGCCUUAAAACAGAAAUAUGCAGGCGUUGGCUCUUUUCGGCAGAUGAGUGUGUCUUCGUUCCCAAAGUAGUUCUCUGAUGGCAGGUUGCGGUCCUUCUGAAGUGGGCCUGGUCGGGAGACAGGCCACCGUACUUCUGCCGCGGGUCACCUGGAGGGAACUCCCGCCCGGCAGCCCCAAGCACUCGGCCUGGGGUUCCAGCCAGCAGGCAACCUGACUCAUCUGGGGCUAAAAUUCAUCUCACUUGAAGGGUGGGAAAAAUCCAUGUAUCUCAGGCUAAGUUCGAAUGGGCUCUUGCUAGCAUCUCAUCAUCGCGACACGUGGAGUGCGUGUGGAAAAGAAGCGUGCGGUGGCAGGCCCCGGAAGGCCGCACUCGCUCAGACCCCCACGGAAAGCAGUUACACGGUUGGCGACCCUGCUGAACAGCCUGUAUUUUUUUCUAAGAUGUAGAAUUGUCUUCCCGGCCUGGGUUUGUUUCAGGGUCUUUCAUUUUUCUGGUUUAUGGCCAUGCUUGCUGGCUUCAGUGUGAGUGAGGAACCCCCAGAGCUCCUAGAAACAGUAGCGAAAACUCAAACCUUUCUUUUGUGGCCGACUCCAGUGCUUGCAAGGCCAAGGGGGCAGAGAUCUCAAAACAAAGGUUGCCUGACUGAAGGGAGAGUUUCCCUCCAAAAAGGCCUACAGGUGACCCUGGACUCAACCAGGGGGCUGGUGUUCAGCCCAUGUCCCGAACAAGGAAGCCCUCUUUGCGUCAGCCAUGUUAGGGUUGUCAGCUCCCCAUACACCUACCCUAUUCUACAGCCAUCGGGAAAAACGCAGCCCCUUCCACGAAGGGCCCUGGGGUCCUCUCCUGUUGGGUGCUAUGUAGGAAUGGGCAGUGAUGCCCUCGAUGGGAAUGUGGUCCUGGAGGUGCCCUACCUACAUCCUGCUGCACCCCACCCACGGCACUCGGGGUGCACGACGAUCCCCCUUUAUUCUGAGGCCACGCAUCCGGGCAGGUGCAGGAUUCGCCAGGGUGCAGCCUCCAGGUGCAAACUUCAGCAGCACUGGGGUCCCCAGACCUCUCCAUGCCCUGGGUCACAGCUCAGACCAGGGAAGGUGAUUCGGAGGUGGGGACAGACAGCUGGGCCACAGAUGGCCCCCAGCCCUCUUCUGGGGACACACAGACAGGGCUGGUGGCUUUCUGGGGUCCAAGUGAAGUGCGGCAGAAGCGGGGUCUCCAAGUCUCCUCCCCUCCCCCCAGCCCAGUGUCUCCAGAAGACUGGCCGCUUUUCUUGCCAGAAGCAGGUGCUAAGGUGGCUGCCAGCGUCCAAGCACGCCCCAGGGACUCGCCCCUAGAGCUCAGCAAACGAGAGGGCCACUGAACAGGGAAGCGUGAUCUGAGCAAUAGCGUCCCCUCAUUUCUCAACUCCUGGUUUCGGCUGUGUUUACAAGGCUACCUGAUGUUUUUGACUUCUGACAGCUAUCACUUUUUUUUUUUUCCAAA
This is a messenger RNA of Globicephala melas (long-finned pilot whale), 5493 nucleotides long. It is a transcript of the gene KLF13, whose product is annotated as KLF transcription factor 13. The record is from RefSeq and is a predicted model, not a curated record. Gene Ontology annotation, biological process: regulation of transcription by RNA polymerase II. NCBI's taxonomy places the organism in Eukaryota, Metazoa, Chordata, Mammalia, Artiodactyla, Delphinidae. Gene Ontology annotation, molecular function: DNA-binding transcription factor activity, RNA polymerase II-specific; RNA polymerase II cis-regulatory region sequence-specific DNA binding.